CCCGAGCCCCGGGCGGGCUAUGCGGAUUGCGCCGCCGGGGCCGGCCCCCGGGAUCAGCGACGCCCGGCCCGCGGCCCCGACCACCAGCGGGGACUAUGACCCGGAAGGCGCGACGCUGCCUGGGCCACCUCUUCCUCAGCCUGGGCAUGGUCUACCUCCGGAUCGGCGGCUUCUCCUCGGUGGUAGCUCUGGGCGCAAGCAUCAUCUGUAACAAGAUCCCGGGCCUGGCUCCCAGACAGCGGGCGAUCUGCCAGAGCCGGCCCGACGCCAUCAUCGUGAUAGGAGAAGGCUCACAAAUGGGCCUGGACGAGUGUCAGUUUCAGUUCCGAAACGGCCGCUGGAACUGCUCCGCGCUGGGGGAGCGCACCGUCUUCGGCAAGGAGCUCAAAGUGGGGAGCCGGGAGGCUGCCUUCACCUACGCUAUCAUCGCCGCAGGCGUGGCCCAUGCCAUCACCGCCGCCUGCACGCAGGGCAACCUGAGCGACUGCGGCUGUGACAAAGAGAAGCAAGGCCAGUACCAUCGGGACGAGGGCUGGAAGUGGGGUGGCUGCUCUGCCGACAUCCGCUACGGCAUCGGCUUCGCCAAGGUCUUUGUGGAUGCGCGUGAGAUCAAGCAGAAUGCCCGGACUCUCAUGAACUUACACAAUAACGAGGCAGGCCGCAAGAUCCUGGAGGAGAAUAUGAAGCUGGAGUGUAAGUGCCACGGUGUGUCGGGCUCAUGCACCACCAAGACAUGCUGGACCACGCUGCCGCAGUUCCGGGAGCUGGGCUACGUGCUCAAGGACAAGUACAACGAGGCUGUCCAUGUGGAGCCUGUGCGCGCUAGCCGCAACAAACGGCCCACCUUCCUGAAGAUCAAGAAGCCCCUGUCCUACCGCAAGCCCAUGGACACAGACCUGGUGUACAUCGAGAAGUCACCCAACUACUGCGAGGAGGACCCAGUGACGGGUAGUGUGGGCACACAGGGCCGAGCCUGCAACAAGACGGCACCCCAGGCCAGCGGCUGCGACCUCAUGUGCUGCGGCCGAGGCUACAACACCCACCAGUAUGCCCGCGUGUGGCAGUGCAACUGCAAGUUCCACUGGUGCUGCUACGUCAAGUGCAACACGUGCAGCGAGCGCACGGAGAUGUACACGUGCAAGUGAGCCGGGCAGCCCGAGCCCCAGCUGCAGAGCAGUGCAGGUAGGUUCAGACAGCUUCCACGCUGCCCUAGCCUUCCGGAUCACUGCCUUGAUCUUCACAGGGAGCCACAGAAACACUGAGCUUGUCUUUCCUGCUGAGGAGGGCCCUGUUUCCAGCUUCUAGUUUCUGGCUUCCGGCUUCCGGUUUUUGGCUUCCGGUUUCCGGCAGACCCUGUGGGAAGAAGCCCUUGGGCCUUCGCCUGUUCAGUUCCGUGUCCAGUGCUGCUCCUCCUCCCCGAUACCGCCCACGUCUCUGCACGGCUGGAAGGAAGCCUUUCGCUGGAACUCCGGGCCCUCGGGCCUCAUCAUAGCAAUAUUUAACAAUUUAUUCUGAUAAAAAAUAAUAUUAAUUUAUUUAAUUAAAAAGAAUCCUUCCACCUCUUCGGGAUCCGUUUUCUGCAAUCGAAGUGGACUUGUGCUUUGCUGGCAGGAUGAUUUGUGUCAGUAGAACCUGGAGCCAAGUAGAACUGUAGAUAGUUAUUCUUCAUGCAGAUGUGUCUACUAGUUGAUUUUGCAGGUAUCUUCCCUCUGCAGCACUAGAGGUUUAAGUACAACGAGCAGACAUCCUUUACACUUUAUACCCACAGAUACACACACACACACACACACACACACUUAUUUUUUUGCUGUUUGCUGCUACUUAUCCAGAAAUGUAAGUGGUCCACAUUUGGAGACAUUUUUUUGCAGAAUACAUUUCCCAAUCUUCUGCCCUCCCAAGUUCAAACAUUGCCAUUAGAACAAAAUCUAGUUUGGAAUAUACAGAGAGAAAGGAAUAAUAAUAAACUCCCACCUGUUUUCAUCAUUUGGAAAGUAAGCCACUGGAUAAGAGAGAAUAUUUUGUAAAAGACUAUUUUUAUAAGAAAAUUUUAUUUAUAUGGAGUCUGCUGUAUCAUCCCACAGCCUGUGUGUCUUCUUAUUGGGGUCAGGAGGGGCAUGGCCGAGGCCUGUGGGCAGGUCCCACGGGGACCCUCACACAUCUGGGUUCUGGAGUUCUGUUUGCCAAGGGGGGCUAGACCAGCCCCCAAGUGCCCAGGGCUGGGGCAUCAUCUGUGUGGACUGGAAAGAAACCCAAUCCCUGCUUCCACGUAUAAAGCUAAGGGCUUUGGGCAGUAUCACUGAGGAGGACCUUGGGGUGAGUCAUUCGGGCAAGUAAGCCAGUGCCCUCCACACUGUGUGACCAUCACGGGGACUCGUCCAUCAUCAUCAGGUAGAGGCCAGCUCAGGGCCUCUGUAUCUCACUAGGACAGCCCUGCCACUGCCUGUGUCCUCAGAAGAGAAAAGCAGGCAGGGAGUUGCCCACAAGCUGUGCAGCACAGGGGCUUGCAGUCCUAUUGUGGGCAGGACUGGCAGGGAGAGGCGAGGGACAGGCCUCUCCUCUUUGGCCUGGCCACACCCAGUGCCUUUCAACCUGGAAAGCUGUCCUCAGGAGGCUGUGGGUGCCAGCAGCUACCAUCCUAUCUGUGGGUUUGGAUCUCUGUGCAGGAGUGCAUGUGUACAUGUCUGUGUGUUUCCCCAUGUGCCCCUGCAAAGGACAGCAGGUCACAUGCAUGGAGCUGUGUGCCUGAGCACUUGCUGGUCCUAGGAGCAUCUCUUGCGGGGAGUAGGGGGGCUGUGAGUGCACAUGAGGUAGGCAACGGGACUUUGGUAAUUGUGGCCAGCCAUCAAGAAAUGGCACCUCUGAACUCUCUCACAUGACCACUUGUGAAAUUCAGAUACCUCUGAGACCACAGCCCCAUGAGCCCUGAGUGCUAAGAGCCCCUGAGCAUCUAGGCUGUGUUUAACCCUUAUGUCAGCACUGGAUCUGGGUCAUUGGCAAAUAAAAGUGGCUGGUUGGCAUUAUUUCCUAAUAUUUCCUUUAUGUGAAUGUGUGGAUGAGUGGGCU
Messenger RNA from Chinchilla lanigera (long-tailed chinchilla), 3063 nucleotides. It is a transcript of the gene Wnt7a, whose product is annotated as wingless-type MMTV integration site family, member 7A. Gene Ontology annotation, biological process: neuron differentiation; cell fate commitment; multicellular organism development. The record is from RefSeq and is a predicted model, not a curated record. Gene Ontology annotation, cellular component: extracellular region. NCBI's taxonomy places the organism in Eukaryota, Metazoa, Chordata, Mammalia, Rodentia, Chinchillidae. Gene Ontology annotation, molecular function: cytokine activity; frizzled binding.